ACGCGAAAUAAAAAAGGGAGGAAAAUGUGUCCUGGACUGGAUGAGAUAAACAUACCAAGAUGAUUUACUUGGGUGCCGGGUGUAAAACAAUAGUGUUUAGCUGUUAUCGUGGUAGUACGCGUUGAAAUAAACUUACUUUGAACUCAGAUCGAGUUGUAUGAAACUUCAAGACCUACAAAUCCUUGUUUUCUGAACGGUGACUGUUUAUUUGCCAGGCCGGGAUUUUUAGUUUCAAGUGAGGAGGGAUCUUUAACACAGAGCAAACCUACCCGGCUACAUAUCGAAAAACCAUGGCGAUUGCACAUUUGGCUUCAGAAUACGUUUUUUCGGAUUUUUUGUUGAAAGAACCAUCGGAAUCUAAAUACAAAGGGGUGAGACUGGAACUUGCUGUGGAUAAGAUGGUCACUUGCAUUGCAGUUGGUCUUCCUUUGUUGCUGAUUUCACUGGCGUUUGCACAGGAGGUGUCAGUAGGUACCCAGAUCAGCUGUUUUUCCCCAACCAAUUUCUCCUGGCGUCAGGCUGCCUACGUGGACUCGUUCUGCUGGGCUGCUGUACAGCAGCAGCACUUAUCACACAGUGAUGCUGGUCUGUUGCCCCUCUGGCUACACAAGUUCUUUCCCUAUGUUCUCCUGCUGGUGGCUAUCCUGAUGUAUGUCCCGUCCCUCUUCUGGAGAUUCACGGCAACACCCCACCUCUUCUCUGACCUCAACUUCAUCAUGGAGGAGCUGGACCGCUCCUACAACCGCGCCAUCAAGCUGGCCAAGAACCUGGUGACCAGCGGAGUCGUGGACUCCAGCCUUCCAGGAGACGCAUGCAGCUCCUUGGAUCGAAACGAAGGGUGUUUGAAGUACCCAUUAGUGGAACAGUACCUCAAGACGAAGGCGGCUUCCAAGGGCCUAAUUAUAAAGUAUCUCAUCUGCCGAAUCUUGACUUUUGUUAAUGUUUUAUUUGCUUGCAUCUACCUGGGAUACUACAUCAACCUGGCCUCUAUCACGGAUGAGUUUAAAUGCAACAUUCGCACAGGAGUCUUGAAAAAUGACACUGUUAUUCCUAAAUUCCUUCAGUGCAAGCUUAUCGCAGUUGGCAUUUUCCAGCUGCUUAGCUAUAUUAACUUGAUAGUAUACAUCCUACUGGCACCUGCAAUUAUUUAUACUACUCUGGCUCCACUGUGGAAGAAGGCUGACUUCCUUAAGGUCUACCAGAUCUUACCCACAUUUGAAACCUUCAGUAUCACCUCUGGGUUUUACAAUGACCUCAGCCUGUAUCUGCUCUUUCUGGAUGAAAACCUCAGUGAGCUCAAGUCCUACAAGCGCCUGAAGGUUCUAGAACACUUGCAGAACAAUGGCGAGGAGCCCUUUGACCUCAUGUGUCUCCUAACUAACCUGGGGCAAGUCAAGACCGAUGCUGUAGAUGGGAAAAUACUGCAGAACCAAAGCAACAACAGAGUGGCAGGGGCAGAGCCUGAAAAUGAUCACGUACAACUACAAGAUUUAUCACUGGCAGACGGAAACAAUGAGGACACAUCUGUACGGCAGAGAAUGCUUGACUCCACCUUGGUUUGCUGAAGGUAGAAUUUGUGACCAGAAUGAAGGGAGCUCUCUUCCCAAAUCAGCUCACACUGGCUGGUCUAAAACUCUAGGACUGGGACUCUGAAAAUAAGAUUGUUUUGGUACAACUGACAACACGAUAUGCAACACACUUUUGCUUUUGGUCCUAAACGUUAAUGUUAAAAAAAGUCGUCCAUCAUUGUGACUGGAUCUUUGUUUUUGUUUUUCUUACCAUCUUCGGUUUGAAGCUGACCUUGUGCUUUUGAGGGUAUGUCUGGCGCAACAUGUUCUCUGGGAGAACAUUGCUCAAUCCGUCGAUAUCACAUACCUCAUACCAGGUUUACAAAAUUAAAUAUGGAAGAACGUCAUGAUGUGAUUUUCAUAUUUAUUUUAAAAGUUUUAUUUUCAGUCCGACUUAAUGCUUUGCCACUUUAAAAGCCAAAUGUUACUAAUAAUAAUCUGAAUUGUUCAGCUCAACAUUGGAUACAAAUAUACAAAUCACAGAAGAGCCCUAAGUGUUAAAACUUGAGUGCAUUUCUGCAUAUGAAAUCUCAAUGCUUGCUGCUGUGGGCAAGGUUGUGUAGUCUCUUUUUUUUUAAGCAAGUAUACCAGUUUUAUCAAGAGUCUGUUACUUUUUACAACUGAGUUAUAUUUAAGAGACUGAGAACAAGAAGGCUGUCCUGAAACAAAAUGUAAAGGCUCAUCUGUAGUUUCUUAUGAAGACUUUGUCUUGAAAAGCUCAUCUUUAUCUUGGCAGAAGGUACAUGUAAAUGUAACUGGAAUUCAUUCAUAACUGUGGUGUUAGGGACUGAAGACAUGCUAUAGUAUGUUACACCUGUCAAACUCCAGAUUGAAUGACCUUAUCUAAACAAGAUGAAAACGGAUGUGUUCUGUAUACUUGAAAUGCUACUGAAUGACUGCAGUUUUACAAAAUUAAUUUAGUAUGUAAACUCCAGUUGAUGUUACUGAAAUUUGUAGAUUGUUCUUAAAAAAAAUCUUUAUUUUUAUUCUUUAAAGUUGUAAAUUUAUUUUUGUACUAUAAAGUGCUGCUUUUUUUUAAUUUGUAGAUAUUUUUAUUUGUAGAUAUGUUUGCAAAGAAUGUACUAUUUGGUUUGGCUUCUUUCAGGUGAACAGAAAUUAGAUAAUGGUUAUUGACUUAUUGAAUAGCAAACAUGAUAAGACAUGAAUCCAUAUCAUUGGCCUUUUUUAAAACUGUACAGAUUUGUAGUCAUUACAAGACAACCAAAAACUCUUCUUAUUUCACAUUGGAUCUGUGUGCCAAAAUCAGUACAUAAACUAUGUACUUUUCCUGUGUGUGUAUAUGAUUCACUUUCUGUUAGUUACUAUUUUGACCUUUUCAGGAACAACUGAAAGCUCAGGUUAUUGUAAUGCUCCUAGUUCCGAAUUAAGAUUUGAAUGCUGCUGUCUCAUUGUGAGACAUCCUUUCUGUUACAUUUACUCUUAGUAACUCUUAGCAUCUCCCUUGUUGUUGUUUUUGUUUUUCCGGAUUUUAUCACAAAAGAAUGACCUCUUUCAAACAUCGGCGAUUGGCUAACUUUAGAAAUUGAGCUCUUCAGUCUUGGUUAAGCAUUCUGGUUCGUUUGGUUCUGCUGCAUGGUUUUAAUGUGUAAGUAAAAGGUCUAGAAUAUUGCAUGUGUAUGAUGUCUCUAUUAAAAUAGUAGGUGGAAAUUAAAAGGUACAAAGGUU
This is a messenger RNA of Lepisosteus oculatus (spotted gar), 3254 nucleotides long. RefSeq names its product pannexin 1a (gene panx1a). The record is from RefSeq and is a predicted model, not a curated record. Gene Ontology annotation, cellular component: plasma membrane. Gene Ontology annotation, molecular function: wide pore channel activity. NCBI's taxonomy places the organism in Eukaryota, Metazoa, Chordata, Actinopteri, Semionotiformes, Lepisosteidae. Gene Ontology annotation, biological process: positive regulation of interleukin-1 production; monoatomic cation transport; cell-cell signaling.